AUGGUGGAAUCUUCAGGUGAAGUUGAGAAAAUGUACAUCUCCUACAAUAACAUCCACAAGUCUUGUCAGAAGAUUGCCAGCCAGAUUAUGGCUAAGGGCGAGAGACCCGAUGUCAUCGUUGCAAUUACUGGUGGUGGUAUGAUCCCAGCUAGAAUUAUAAGAUCGUUUUUGAAAAGCCCUGGCCAAAAAAAUAUCCCCAUUCAAGCAAUUGGCUUAUCGCUUUACGAAGAUCUUGGUUUGGAUGAUCAAGUAGAGACUAUAGGGAAGGAGGUUAUCAGAACGCAAUGGCUGGAUUUUGGCUCUCUUGAGCAGCAUUUCGAUUCUCUCAUUGGUAAGAGAGUUUUGAUCGUCGACGAGGUUGACGAUACCAGAACCACGCUACAUUACGCUGUCACAGAAUUGGAAAACGAAGUCAAAGCUCAACAACUGAAACUGAACAGAACAAACGAAGAGACAAUUUUCUCCAUUUUUGUUAUCCACAACAAAGACAAGCCCAAGAAGGCUUCCUUACCUGCGAAUAUGCUUAGUAACGAUCGUUACCUAGCCGCCGAGACAGUUCCAGACGUUUGGCUCUGCUACCCAUGGGAAGCUCUGGAUAUCGAAGAACAUACUGAACUUGCGAUCCAGCAGGGCAACAACUAA
Messenger RNA from Lachancea nothofagi CBS 11611, 642 nucleotides. Lineage: Eukaryota; Fungi; Ascomycota; Saccharomycetes; Saccharomycetales; Saccharomycetaceae. The record is from the annotation of a GenBank genome assembly.